Prunus armeniaca (apricot) is the source of this 1335-nucleotide messenger RNA. Lineage: Eukaryota; Viridiplantae; Streptophyta; Magnoliopsida; Rosales; Rosaceae. The record is from the annotation of a GenBank genome assembly.
AUGUGGUUUGGCGUCCGGUGCUCCAGAAACUUCUCCUACGUUCCUGCCUAUAUAAAUCUCUCGCCAUUCCACAGUCCUCACGUUCAAGACACAGCGAUUCGUACAGAGCGAGAGAGAGAUUGGUCUUCAGUUUCAAAAGCGAAAGUGAUUUUCUUCUGCCACCGAUCGCUAAGAUGUCGUACUCCAGAAGGUCAAGGUGGGUAUUCCUACUCUCCUUCCCCGAAACGAUACAGUAGGUCCCUUUCGAGGUCUGUUUCGAGGUCGAGGUCAAGAAGCCCAUCAGUUGAGAAUCCUGGGAACAAUUUGUAUGUGACUGGAUUGUCACCUCGGAUUACAAAGAGAGAACUCGAGAAGCACUUUGCAUCUGAAGGAAAAGUCAUUGAUGUACAUCUUGUGGUUGAUCCAUGGACAAGAGAAUCUCGUGGAUUUGGGUUUGUUACAAUGGAAAAUGUUGAUGAGGCUGACCGCUGUAUUAAGUAUUUAGAUCGCUCUGUACUUGAAGGCCGUGUCAUUACAGUGGAGAGGGCUAGAAGGCGGAGAGGGCGAACUCCUACUCCUGGAAGGUAUCUUGGGCUGCGAACAAUUCGUGUGCGUCGACGAACUCCUAGUUAUUCACCUCCUCGUAGAUCUCCUACCUACUCACCUUAUCGGAGGAGCUGUAGCCAGUCACCUCAUUCAUCAGAUCGAAGCAGGAGCAGGUCAUACUCUCCACACUACAGGAGGAGGAGAUCAUACUCUCCUGACUACAGUCGGCAUAGAUAUUACUCUCGGUCUCGCACCCCUUACAGCAGGUCACCAGUGAGACAGCAUGCCCGGGGCUACUUGCCAUAUGACUCAAGGGAGUAUUCACCAGAUGACUCUUACUAUGGGAGGAGGCAUCGUUACAGGGAGUAUUCACCAGAUGACUCGUACUACGGAAGGAGGUAUGUUUCUCCUAGUGUCUCUCCAAGGGCAAGAAGGAGAUCAAGGAGGAGCUACUCACCCAGCAUCUCUCCCAGGCCCAGGAGGAGUUACAAGAGGAGCUACUCACCCAGUGUUUCGCCCAGGCCCAGGAGGACAUCUAGGAGGAGUUACUCCCCCUACUCCCCUAGUCCUUCGCCCAGGCCUAGGAGGUCCUCUAGGAGUAUUUACUCCCCUAGUGUUUCACCUGAACCGAAAAAGAAGAGGUCAGGGAAGAGUUACUCCCGAAGUGUAUCUCCUGGACGCAGGAGCUCAAGGUCUUACAGGGAAUCGUCUAGGAGAAGCUACUUGAGACAUCGGAGUCCGAGUGUGAGUGCGAGUUCCAGAUAUAUUUCAAGAUCUGCUAGUCGUAGUUCUACUUCACCUUCAUCGUGA